Messenger RNA from Rhizoctonia solani, 1914 nucleotides. Its product is annotated as dephospho-CoA kinase. The transcript has 20 exons. Gene Ontology annotation, molecular function: ATP binding; dephospho-CoA kinase activity. Lineage: Eukaryota; Fungi; Basidiomycota; Agaricomycetes; Cantharellales; Ceratobasidiaceae. Gene Ontology annotation, biological process: coenzyme A biosynthetic process. The coding region runs from base 1 to 1914 and encodes 637 amino acids. The record is from RefSeq and is a predicted model, not a curated record.
AUGGCGGAUGCAGCCAAACAGGCAGCGCUUCAGCGCGCUCUCCAUGAACUCAAAGUUGCGGUAGAGCACGUGUUUUUCAGCAGAUAUAUGGGUGUGGCUGGGUAUACACUAUUGCUCUACGACCACAUCCUCACUUUUCCAGCGGAGGUUGAACUUGUUUGGAAAGCUGAUAAGCGAAAUACUGUGACAUGGCUUUUCUUCGCGAAUAGAUAUCUUGUGCCAAUUAUACUGAGCAUUGACCUCUACGACAAAGGCGGACUUGCGAGCCAUUUGUCGACCAACUUUUGUCAAGCGUGGUUUGUGAUCGAAGGCUAUCUCAAUGUUCUAUCAUUCGCUGCUGUUCAUGCAUUGGUCGCUAUGCGGGUAAAUGCGGUCUGGGGUAGAAGGAAAUGGGUUACUAUCUUGCUUUGGACCGGCGGUAUCCUGUAUAUCGUUGGCACAUUGGCAAUUAUCUCCCCUGGGUUAUUUCAAGUAUUGGAUGAGGUCGCACCAAACCCAGUUUUCAACGUCUGUUUUGGAACAAUUACCUCAUACUUCUGGACUGUCUGGAUACCACCUAUCAUCUUCGAGCUCAUCAUAUUUUCCCUCACAAUUAUUAAGGCAAUUGAGCACCGACAUAAGAACGUCAAAACACCAGUAGCAUAUACAUUGUACCGAGACGGCUUCUUAUAUUUUAUAAUCAUUAUGAUGUGCUCUAUCUUCCCGUUGGUUGUUUGGCUUGCCGGACCACCGACGUUGGUAGCAAUGCCAAAAUACUUCACCAUGGCGGUUGUCAAUGUCAUGGGCUUCAGACUGGUACUUAACCUUCGCGGUCUACGCGGCGACCGUAUCAUGGCAUCCUCGGGUGGUGGUACAAGCGACGACGUGAACAUGGAAAUGAGUGACAUCAAGGGAGCUCGAAUCACGCCUAACCGAACCGGAUUUUCGCCGGCCCCCAUCCAGGUCCGGCCCGCGUAUACGGUUCAGAACUCAGGCCUAUUUAUUCCCACAUAUGAAAGCCAGCAGGUGAAUCCCGCCGUCGAUGCUCGAUGGAAAAUCGACAGGGAUAUCCUCCUGGAUUUGGUCCGGGACGAGUGUAACAGCUCUUUCCACAUCUUUUUUUUUAUUCAAUUAUUCUAUGAGUUCACGUUCAUUUGGGGUCAUUUUCUUCGGGAUUCGUCUGCGACGAUGCUCAUUGUCGGUCUUACUGGUGGAAUUGCUUCGGGAAAGUCCACAAUAUCGUCUUUGCUGACGUCACAUGGUAUCCCUGUCAUUGAUGCUGACCUCCUCGCCCGACAAGUUGUUGAGCCAGGUACACCUGGCCAUGCGGCAAUAAUCUCGACAUUCGGUACUGAAGUCUUGAAAGAAGGUACUCAUGAUAUUGAUAGGAAGAAACUGGGAGAGAUCAUAUUCAACGAUGAGUACAAACGUAAGCAACUCAACGCUAUCGUCCACCCCGCUGUACGCAAAGCGAUGUUCUGGAGCGUCGUUCGCUGCUGGCUUCGCGGAGAGCGAGUAUGUGUUCUGGAUGUACCACUUCUCAUCGAAACUGGCAUGUGGAAGCAGGUGGGUAAAGUUGUCGUUGUAUAUGUAUCAAAAGAGCUUCAGAUGCAACGACUAAUGCGGCGCGAUUCCUCCGAUCGCGCUGCUGCCCAAUCCCGUGUGUCUUCUCAGCUACCCCUUGCGAGCAAACUAGAAUAUGCGGACGUGGUGAUUGAUAAUUCGGGAUCCAUGGCCGACACAGACCGACAAAUUGUUUCGCUCGUACAACGACUCCAGAAAGAGACUGGGUGGACCUGGAUUGUUAGCUGGAUUAUACCACCAGUCGGACUGCUUCUAGGGGCAUGGUGCCUUGCCUGGCGGGCAAUCAAGCGAGGAAAGAAGACAAAGAGACGACCUGCUGUCCCAAAUGAAGGAGCUAUCGAGCUACAGUAA